Notothenia coriiceps (black rockcod) is the source of this 3078-nucleotide messenger RNA. RefSeq names its product serine/threonine-protein kinase N2-like. The coding region runs from base 1 to 1473 and encodes 490 amino acids. NCBI's taxonomy places the organism in Eukaryota, Metazoa, Chordata, Actinopteri, Perciformes, Nototheniidae. Gene Ontology annotation, biological process: protein phosphorylation. Gene Ontology annotation, molecular function: ATP binding; protein serine/threonine kinase activity. The record is from RefSeq and is a predicted model, not a curated record. The transcript has 12 exons.
AUGGCAGCGAUCUCACCGACUGACGUGAAGGAGCGUCCGCUCUAUACCGGCCCGCAGCUCCUGGGAGUCCGAGCGGCGAUCACUGAGGUCCCCGCUGUCCCCCCUUGGGAGGGGGACAACUCGUCGCAGCCUUUGGAUGGCGAGCGUUUUAUCCCCCAGCUCCAAUCGAGACUAUCACAAGGCUACAGUGACCCGCUGGUGACCAAGCUGGACUUUGACAAAGAGCCCACCCCAGGAACCAAACACUACCCCGCACCUGACGACCUUCGAGAACCUCUGGUGCAGGACAAGAUGCCCGACAAGGAGGAAGUGCAGGACGCCCUGGCCUCCUUUGACUUCCUGAACAAGAGGAACAGUAUGGCUCUGAAGCCGGAGCUGGACAGGGUGGUGGAGCAGGUGAUGCAGCACCCAGAGCUGGAGCUCAUCGCCCUGCAGAAGGACACCGAGAUAAGGGAAGAAGAGCAGUUCCACUUCAGUCUCCAAGACUUCAAAUGUGUGGCAGUCCUUGGACGUGGUCACUUUGGAAAGGUGUUGUUAGCGGAAUAUAAGAGCACAGGAGAGAUGUUCGCCAUCAAAGCUCUGAAGAAAGGAGACAUUGUGGCGCGAGAUGAGGUGGACAGUCUCAUGUGUGAGAAGAGGAUCUUUGAGGCGGUGAACAGCGUGCGCCACCCCUUCCUUGUCAACCUGUUUGCGUGUUUCCAGACGCAGGAGCACGUGUGUUUCGUAAUGGAGUACGCAGCUGGGGGGGACCUGAUGAUGCACAUCCACGCUGAUGUGUUCUCCGAGCCCAGGGCCAUAUUCUACGCAGCCUGUGUGGUGUUGGGGUUACAGUUUCUUCACGACCAUAAGAUAGUGUACAGAGAUCUGAAGCUGGAUAACCUGCUGCUGGACACAGAGGGCUACGUAAAGAUCGCUGACUUUGGGCUUUGUAAAGAAGGAAUGGGCUUCAAGGACCGCACCAGCACAUUCUGCGGGACGCCGGAGUUCUUGGCCCCGGAGGUUCUGACUGAGACGUCGUACACCCGUGCCGUGGACUGGUGGGGGCUCGGAGUGCUCAUCUUUGAGAUGCUGGUCGGGGAGUCGCCGUUCCCCGGUGACGAUGAGGAGGAAGUGUUCGACAGCAUCGUCAAUGAUGAAGUCCGCUACCCACGGUUCCUCUCCACCGAGGCCAUCUCAAUCAUGAGGAGGCUCUUGAGAAGAAGUCCAGAGCGACGGCUGGGAGCAGGGGAGAGGGACGCAGAGGAGGUUAAGAAACAUCUAUUCUUCAGGAACAUGGAUUGGAACGGGCUGUUAGCGAAGAAGGUGAAGCCCCCGUUCGUGCCGACCAUCCAGGGCACCAACGACGUCAGCAACUUCGACGACGAGUUUACCUCUGAAGCCCCCAUCCUGACCCCGCCCCGGGAGCCUCGGCCGCUCAACUCGGACGAGCAGAAUAUGUUCUCUGACUUUGAUUACAUCGCCGACUGGUGUUAGCUCCACCGGACCCCACAAACCACAAACACACCAGCGCAGCGAGGACUAUAGCUCACACCAUCCUUAAAAAAGUGUUCGUCGUCCAAAACGUUGAAGAGGAGCCGCAAGCUUUCUGCCAUUGAGAAGAAGCUCCACAUGUUUUUUUAAUCCACAUGAAGAACUUUUUUUUUAAGAAAACAAGAGAAACUCUGUUGUCGGAGAGUGAAGCUUCGUCCUUCUGCGCAUGUCUUCGUGUCCAUUGUCUGACCACUGAGAAUGUUUUUCAUAUGAACUCCGAGGAGACGGCAUCACAAUCAUGUUAUCCAGUAUUUUUGGAUCUGUACAGAUUAUAUUCAGUCAUAUAUAUUUGAUGUUCCUCUUACUUGCAAAGCCCUCAAUCAUUUAAGUAUGUCUUAUCUCAAAAGUUGACAUUUCUGCCGGCUGUUCAGUGGAUUUAAAGUGUGCUCAAAGCAUUCUCACUGAGCUACAACACCCAUCCUGACUACUACUGCUGCUUCCUCACUUGAAGUAAAAGGAACAGUCUUUACACUACAUUUCCUUUUUGGUUCCUUUUCUGCAAAACCCACAUAACAGAUUCUAUUUAGUUUAACACUAAUAACCAAUACUUGGUUUUAUUUGUUAAAUUAGGACUUUAGAAAAAGCAUUUGUCAAGAAGAGCUAAUGCUAAAGAUUAUUUUGUCUGUUUCUGCUGCCUCAAUAGACAUCCACCUAAACUCAGUUCUAAAGAUCCAACAACUAUUCAUUCUUUUUUUCUUCUGGCGAGAGUUUAGUUGUAUUUCAAUCUUUUUUUAAUUUAAUUUUUCCUGAAUGAACAGCUUGUUGUAAAGGUCCUGACAGCAUUUUCUUGUUACCUCAGUCAAAGUGAGUCGCUCAGUUAAAAGCUAACCAAACCAAAUGCGUCCUGUCCCUCUUGAAGCAGAAUACAAACUCCUCAUGGGUAAAGGAAACCUCUGAUGAUGGAGCGAAGACAAUGGUGGAGUUGUUUUUCUGGACAUGCCAUUGAAAUGCUCCCACAGUGGAACCAGCUGGUGACUUGUUGCAUAUAAGCAGAGGCCUGUUGAUAUGAAUCACUACAGGGGGGCAGGUAUAUUAUAUAUACAUACUGUAUGUACACAAUUAAGCUGAGAGCACUAAUUUUAUCAAUAGUUUUUAAUUAUCUACGUUUCUUAAUGAAAAUAGAUUGUACAAAGUUUUUUUUUGUAUUCUUCGCUUGUGCAUGUUGCCAGAACAGAUGAAAAACGUUAUGAAUGGUACACCAAUACUCAUGUCACAACUGCUCGCCCUGGUGUAUAAAAAGAGAAAGUUGUUUCUGCAGUCGUUGCCCAUCAUGAUGCACAAAUUAAACAUUUGUAAUAGUGGAUUUCUGAUAUUGAAAGCAACCUGUCUUUUAUGUGUAAUUGACCAGAGUAGAAAAGAACAACAAUUUUAUUCAAACCAUGAGCUGAUUUCCAUGCUUUGAUGAAAAUCUUGUAUUUAUUUUUUAAAUUACUUGGAACAAUUCUAACAGAAUAGAACCAGGUCAUUUUUCUACAAAAAACUAAGUUUUAUGUUUACAAUAUGAAAACAGCCUAAAAUUGCAAGCAUCAAAUGCAUGUUCCCACUUGG